Molecule: messenger RNA, 1149 nt
Organism: Penicillium subrubescens
Lineage: Eukaryota; Fungi; Ascomycota; Eurotiomycetes; Eurotiales; Aspergillaceae
Exons: 3
Coding region: 1-1149 (382 amino acids)
Source: RefSeq, a predicted model, not a curated record
AUGGUAACCCACACGGCGCAACUGAAAAAGUCCUGGAAGAAGUUGCAAUGGAUCCUCCGAUCGCUGCCUCCUAACCCUAGUGACUCAUAUUCCCUGGAAUUUGGCGACAAAGAUUACAAUCCUUACAUCCUUGAUACGGAGUUGCUUCGCCUUGGGAUCCUCGUUCAUGAUAUGGAUAUCGAAACUGGAGCUAUAUCACCUCCUGCCAACACCUUUUUCCUUCCAAGGACCGACUUCCCAGAGAUCUCCGAUGCCUGCAAACAAGAUUGGGAUUCUUUGAAUAAAGUUUGGCGGGAGGCUGUUUAUGAGACGACUAAGCCGAAUGAUAAAACAAACGUCUUCAGUGACGAACCCGGGCUUUUUGCUCUGUACCUCGUAUCUACUUUUGAGGAAUACUCUUUUGAAGGGAAUAAAGACCUUGUAAACCCGUUUCGUGAUCUCAGUCCCUCUGAAGGAGGACAGCCAAGCCAAUACGGAUGGAUCUAUGAUCUUGAGGCUGAGGAAAGGCAGACCAAUCCUCUCGAAAAAAAAUUCAAUGUUUUGGACAUGGUGCCUUCAAGUUUGAAAUACCUUUGCCGGUGGAAACUCGACCCUGGAGUGACAGUCACCCUGUUGAGUGAUGGAGACGAGCUCCUCGUGGACCAUGGAAGUCAUGUAUUGGCUUCUGGGGAUGUUGGACAAUGCGGCGAUGAUUCACGACCUUCCAGAGACGAAGUGACAAUCUUGGUUCAUACAAUGUUGGAAUCCAUGUUGUGCGCGUGGACGCCAAUCCACGAUGCCGAACCAUGUAGUUACAACCCUGAGUUCCCAACAAUACUCUUCCUCGCGGAUCGGUCAGGCAAAUGCCGUAUCCUCAGUGGAUAUUAUGACGGGAAGCUCCAUGUUGGUUUAACCCGACUUUUGGAUUUCUCAGCAUAUGCCUUAGCGCCGCCUGCUGGCAUGUCCUACCUAGAGAGUAUCGACCAAGAAAAGUUUUACAGUAUGAUGAAUAUGCUGUUGAAAUGGGCAUGGCCGAUUGCAUUGGGUGGUUUGAAUGAGGAAGAGGAGAUCCCGGUGGUCAUUGAUCUUCCAACAAAUGUUCAGCAGGACACGGAGGAGCCAAACGAGGAGGAGCCAGACGAAAAUAAUGACGACUGGGUGAAGGUCUGA